This is a messenger RNA of Pieris napi, 1361 nucleotides long. Its product is annotated as protein ALP1-like. The record is from RefSeq and is a predicted model, not a curated record. The coding region runs from base 133 to 1314 and encodes 393 amino acids. Lineage: Eukaryota; Metazoa; Arthropoda; Insecta; Lepidoptera; Pieridae. The transcript is spliced from 2 exons.
GUUUGGCCGGGUUCCCACUACGCCGGACCGGCAGAUCUGCCGAAAACCGGACACCGGACAGAGUGUUCACAUUACAUCGGAUCCCGGAAGAAAUUCAGACAGUCCUCAGUUGAAUUUGGACCUGCGCGCACAAUGGACGACGAAAUUGUUGUGUUGUGGUGGUAUCUUAAUAGAAGGCAAAAUAAAAGAAAACAUUGGGUACACCCUAUUUUACGGGAAAGAUUUUCACUUGGAACAUUUGAAACAUUAAUGGGUGAACUUAGAAGAGACGAAUCAAAGUUCUUCAAUUAUUUUCGAAUGACAGCAACCACUUUUGACGAUUUACUGGGACGACUAGACAUAAGAGUACGAGAUACAAGUUUCAGAGAAUGUAUUUGCCCAGAACAAAGAUUAGCCAUAUGUCUAAGAUAUUUAGCUUCAGGAUGUUCAUUCAAAGAAAUACAUUACUCAUACAGAGUAGGCGUUUCGACAAUAAGUAAACUAAUAAAAGAAAUGACCCACGUCAUUUGGGAAAACCUAAAGACAGAUUUCCUUAAGCUGCCUGAUACUGAGAGAGAAUGGGAGGACAUCGCUUCAGGAUUCGAAAGAAAAGCCAACUUUCCUCACUGUCUUGGAGCAGUAGAUGGCAAACAUAUCAGAAUUUUGAAACCAGCCAAGAGUGGUUCUAUGUUCUUUAAUUACAAGGAGUAUUAUUCUUUUGUAUUAAUGGCAGUUGUCGAUUCAGAGUACCGAUUUAUUUUUAUUAGUGUGGGCUCAUUUGGCAAGGAAUGCGAUUCUAGUAUAUUAAAGGAUAGUACAUUUUGGCAAAAGAUCAAUGAUGGUACUUUAAAUGUACCAAAGCCUAGACCGCUUCAUGAAAACUUGCACGAAGAAUUACCGUUUAUACUUGUUGGCGAUGAAGGCUUUGCUUUAACACCUAAUCUCCUACGUCCAUAUGGAGGUACACAUUUGAAUACUGAUAAAAAGAUUUUUAACUAUAGACUAAGUCGAGCAAGAAGGUAUGUUGAGUGCGCUUUUGGUAUUCUGGCAAAUAAGUGGCGAAUAAUCCAUCGAGCUAUAGAUCUCAACGUAGACACAGCAAUUCAAGUAAUUAAAGCUUGUGCAGUCUUACAUAAUUUUGUAAGAGAAAAAGAUGGUAUAAAUUUUGAAAGUUACCAAAAUAUAGAACAUAGACAAGAACAAGAAACUACACCCAUGAAUCGAAAUGUGUCGAGUCGAGGUGGCCCUAAUGCCAACGCUAUACGGACAUCAUUUACUAAUUAUUUUGUUUCAGAUAUUGGUUCCGUUCCGUGGCAGGCAGCAGCUAUAAAAUAAAAUUUAUCAAUGCAUUUACAUUUUAUCAAUAAAACAUUAAAAACUCA